AUGGGAUGUCGUGUCACAGGCAUCGAACCGUUGAGCAAAGCGGCAGAUAAGAAGUGGAAGCACAGAGUGAAUUACACAGACAAGCAUAAUGGGAACGAACAGCAAACCUUCGACUGUUCACACAUCGCAAUCUGUACUGGAUUGCAUGUGGAACCGAACAUUCCUAAUCUUCCCGGUAUCGAAAAUAUCAAGGGUGAAGUCUUUCACUCUUCCAGCUACAAGAAGCGUGCACAGCUUACUGGUCGGGAUGUGUUGAUCAUGGGAUGCGGAGAGACAGCAAUGGACAUCGCCUACGAAGCCAUCAAAUCAGACGCCAAGUCAGUGACCAUGUGCUUCAGGACCGGCUUCCUGUCCUUCCCCAAAGCCCUCUCCCGCUUCAAAGUCUUCGGCAAACAAUUCAAAGGCGGCCUCCCCAUCGACGGCCUCAUCACCAACCUCUUCGAAACAGCCUAUGUCCACCGCGCCAUAGCCGCCAGUCGCUUCCGCUGGUUCGUCUCCGACUUCGUCAUCAAGCGCGUCCUCUGGUUCCUCACCGGCACUCAAGCGGGCAUGAACCAACACGUCGGCGCCCUCCCCCACGACCGCCUCGGCCGCGCCUUCGUCUUCCUCAACAAGAGCAGCAAAGCCAUGCCCUAUCUCAACCGCCCCUACCAAGAAAAGCACCCCUUAGGCUUCCUGGGGAACGGCUACGUCGACCCGCCCGAAGACGCGCAGUCUAAGCGCUGGGUCGACACCUGCUCUUUCCCCUCGCACAUCGACGCCAUAGGCCGCGUGCUCUUCGAACCUCGCCCGGACCGCAAAGACUGGCGGCGUCUCAAGGACGCGGAGAUCAGACCGGAUUGCGUGGUUUAUUGCACGGGCUACAAGCAAUCUUUCUCCUGGCUCGACCCCUCGUAUCCGACUGCGUCCGACGCUUCGAUCCGCAACAUCGUCGCGCCGGAGGAGACGAGCAUUGCGUUCAUCGGCUUCGUGAGGCCAGGCGUUGGCGCUAUACCGCCUAUCGCUGAGCAGCAGGCGAUGUGGUGGACGGCGCUGAUUACGGGGCGCAUGGCGCUGCCAACGGAUCCGCCGCAUUAUCAUCUCCUGGCCAAGUCGUCGAGUCGUAUCCAGUAUGGCGUCGAUCACAGCGCGUAUAUGAGCACGCUUGCGAAGGAUUUUGGCGGCGCGCCGGGGCUGGUUGAGUUGUGGAAAGUCCAUGGCUUCAAGGUGUUGUUGGUGUAUUGCUUUGGAGCGAGCUUUGUUACGUUUUAUAGAUUGCUGGGCCCGUUUAGAUGUAAGGAGGCGCCGGGAAUUGCAAGGACGGAGUUGGCAGAGACGAUUUUGAGGAGGGGCGUAUUGGGGAAUGUGUUCUUUGGCGUAAGUACUUCUAUGCAUUGA
Parastagonospora nodorum SN15 is the source of this 1377-nucleotide messenger RNA. RefSeq lists its product as hypothetical. Gene Ontology annotation, molecular function: flavin adenine dinucleotide binding; N,N-dimethylaniline monooxygenase activity; NADP binding. NCBI's taxonomy places the organism in Eukaryota, Fungi, Ascomycota, Dothideomycetes, Pleosporales, Phaeosphaeriaceae. Bases 1 to 1377 code for a protein of 458 amino acids. The record is from RefSeq and is a predicted model, not a curated record. The transcript has 2 exons.